Molecule: messenger RNA, 1065 nt
Organism: Saccharomyces paradoxus
Lineage: Eukaryota; Fungi; Ascomycota; Saccharomycetes; Saccharomycetales; Saccharomycetaceae
Gene: SFG1
Product: Sfg1p
Exons: 1
Coding region: 1-1065 (354 amino acids)
Source: RefSeq, a predicted model, not a curated record
AUGGAUCAAAUACAUCCUUCAGACGCAUUUUUGUUGCGAACACCAAAAUCAAAAAAAAACAUCGGGCUUGUAAUACCCAGUACGCCAAGUAAAAAAUGUAAAUAUUCGUCAAAUUUUAUGGCAGAAGAUAUUACACCUUCCAAACGGUUUCGUUUAUACCAAGCUAGAUUUAAGACAAGUUCGAAGAAUGUCAAAGCCCAAACUCUUAGCGUGUCAAUAAAGAAAAAUCAAGAUGAAAUCACCAAUCCCUUCAUGACCGAAGGAUAUAAUGAUUACCGCAAUAUUGUCAGCCCUGGGUUGAGUUUUGAUAACGAUUGCUUCUCAGAACAUGAAUUGGUUAGUCCAUUAAGCGAUAUAUCUUCGAUAAACUCUACAUCACCUGAUGUUGAAAAGCUCGAUUCUCUAGACCCUUUUGGUGUUGACUCUUUUGUCUGGAAUUGUAAACCUCUUGUUAAUAAAGAAGCAUUGGAGCUCCAUCGAAUGAUUCAUUCCUCGUUUCCAAUGAGCCCACUAAAAUCCAAUAGCGACAUGCCACUAUUAUUGCCAAAACUGAAAAAAAGAUUAUCUCCAGUUAGCAGAUCAACCUUCAAGCCAACAAGGCACGAACCCUCUCAUCGCCUAUUGAAGCCCAAAAAAUCAAUUCUAACGAUACCAGCCAAAUCUCUGAAUCUCAUAGUCAGUUCGUCGCGAGGCUCAUUAAAUGACGCUACCAUUUUUGCCACUGAAAUAAACUCUACGUUGAGCAAUGAAGAAAACAAAUUACCAGCUAUUUCUAGUAUUUGGGAGAAACUCACAAUCCCAGUAAACUCUUCAAUUAAGGAAAAAUAUAAGAAGCUAAAAGAACAAAUUUAUGGGCAAACUGGUAAUCCUGACGAAGAUGAAGACGAUGAAGACAAUGAAGAAGAUAACGAAGAAGAUAACGAAGAAGGCGACCUUCCCGAUGCAGCAGUAAUAAGAGGUUACGAAUUCCAAUCGGAAAGACGCGAUGAGCUGACGCAAAGUAACAAACUGCAGAAUACGAAGGACUACAAAAAAGUUCAGUGGGCAAAAUUUUUAGAACAAUAA